UGUAAUAUGGCGUCAAAUGGGUCGAAUGCAGACGCGUAGGGUGCCCCAAAAACUCACGAAAACAGCGAGUUUACGUUUCUUUGCAUUGCAAAACAUUAUUUUUUAAGUAGCAUUAAUGGUAAUGCAUGCAAGGAAACAACCAAGACUCAAUGAUGGGUUUGCUGACAGAAAGGACACCCAUCUGCAUCAGAACAUGCAGUACCAGUCCAAAGGUCUUGGGGGAUUGUUCAGCGACAGGUAUGAGCGAAGUGGACGGGACUCUCAUGAUGACCGAGCCAGAGAAGAUGUCCCUGGCAGCCAUCCGAGUCCCCGAUAUCAGAACAAGUCUUCUUAUAUUGAGAGGAAUAAAGAGAAAAGAGGUGGACCCAGUGGUCAGUGGGAGAAGAGCAACCACCAAAUGUCAUCGUCCACAAGCACCAGUAGCAGCCGAGGAGGGGGAGGGGGGAAUGGACAAGGCUACAGUGGAGCAGGGAGCAGCAGUCAAAACAAUCAUGACAGACCCUUCAAGAAUGUCUCCAAGGAUCAGAAGGACACCAAGGACAGAGCGGAGGUUCAGAAGUCGGCAGUACGAGUGUUUGGAGACUGGUCUGAACACAUCAGUUCCUCCAAGAAACGAUACUACUACAACUGUAGAACUGAAGUCUCUCAGUGGGAAAAACCAAAGGAAUGGAUUGAUAGCCCUCGAACCCCAGACAACAGCAGAUCAAAGGAUGGACGGAUUCCUGGCAAGCCGUAUACAUCCUCUUCUACAACCUCCUCAAGUAGAGCCAAUGACGGGGCAAAACAUUCCUCAAGUGGGGAACGUGAGAGACCAGACAAAUACCCCCGAAGUAAUUCAGACUCUUCUGUCAAACACUCUGAAAAGUUCUCCCCAACAGACAGACCCAAAAUUGUGUACUCUAAAGACGUGUCGAACACAGCUUCCCUUAGGACUAGUAACUUAUUACAGAGGGCAAACUCCACCUCUGAUAGCUCAGCAUACAAGGAGGGCUAUACGGAUCAUAGAAAAAACAAUUAUCCUUACUCUUCUGUGGACCCUAUGCGUCGGCGUCAGAGACAUGAGAGUGAGAGUAGUCGGUCCUCAAUAGGACACACAACACCACAGAAAAAUGAUGAUUCUAAUCAUGCAGACGACAUGGAGAUCUCUCCAGGUAGCACUCCCACCAGUACACGUGGAGUCAAGGCAUCAUCAUGUACAGCUGCCCUGCAGACUUUACAGAAGUUACAGGAGGCUCUCAACAUGCACAUAGCUCGCACCCAACAGAAUUGGGCACAAAACAAUCUCCCCCAACAACACUCCAGUCCUCAACAACAUCCACAACAACAAUCACAUCAACUGCAGAAACAUAACCAAGGUAACCAGCAACAUCCGCAACAUUCGGCUACAUCCUCGUCCUCCCACUACCCCAACCCAGAGAACGGAGGUGGAGGGGGACACGAUAGCCCUAUUUCGGAUGUCAGUCCAUGUCACAGCCCCACUACAAGUACCACCAGUUCUCAGAACCUCCCUGUUGCCACGAGUGCACUCUCUGGAGCAUCCAUCAAGAAAGAUAACUCUGUUGAGUUGACACCGUCACUCAGCAACUACUACAAUGAGAAACUUAUUGGUCACGUCCUGGGAUGGCAGGCUGAUCAUGCUGAACGUCAGGCCAAUCGUUACAUGGAGGAAGCACUUAAUGUGGGAAGUCUUCACUGUAGUCAGGUGUCGGUGGAACUGAAGAAAGCUCGCUCCCUUGUGCGGGUGGCUGAGAUACAGUCCACACUACAUGAACAAAGGAUACUGUUUUUGGAUAAACAAAUAAGUGAAAUUGACAACUUGAAGCCGGGUACAACAUUCUUACCAUCCUGACACUGAGCUGAGGACUGAGGGAAGGGGUCAGAGGUCAAGCAUGUCCAGCAUGUCCAGACGAGCGCUGUUCUGAAGCUCCUGACUGCUUCUAUCAACCCUAGAGUUGAGAAAAGUAGCAGUCGUAUGUUGUGGGUCGGGAGUCGACAGUCAUAUGUGUCGAAGUGCAACUGGGAACACUGUUAGACUGGAAGGGCUUCUUGUAGAAGAGGUCUGUGGGUAAUAGGUCAGAGGUGAAGGCUGCAGCAUAGCGUCCAAGAUAUAUGUUAAGGUUAUGCUUUGAUUAAUGUUUGUUGAUUUAUUAAGAAUUGUUCGUCUUAUGUUGUGCACUGAGAAACUUGAACCAAAGAUGUUAAUAAGCAAGGAGAUGUCAGUGUACAAUAAGCUCAACAUUUGCCUACCAACCAGUUGCUCAUGGUGCAAAUAGCUGCAAAAUUGCUGACCAGGCAUUAAGCACUCACUUAGUUGCAAUUGAAGCAUAUUUUGUAUGUUUUUUCCUCUUUCCUCGCCUCAUUAAGAAUGUUUUGCACCAAGUUUCAUCCGUUAAAGUCAUUGUACUAAUCACAAAUGUUAAAUGCCCAAUCUGAUAUGGGCUGUUUGUGUAGUUGUGCCAUCAUUGACGCCUUCCAGCAGUAACACGUAGAACAAUAAAACUGGAUGCAGCCUCACCCACAUGACCACCCACCAAACAGGAACCUAUAUCUACACAGCCCAGUUGUUUUAGAUUUUUAAUUUAAUUCUUGUUGCGUUGUUCUUCAGCAGUGAAACAAACCAGCAUCUUUUACAUAAUUUCUGGACUUGCAGACCAACAGUGGACUCACCAGACUUUGUUAUUUGAUUACAUUUCUUGUGCUAGUGAUAUGUUUAUUUCGAUGGCUGCUGCUGCUAUUUAUGGGUGUGACUCAGCACGGGUCUGUACAAGACACCUAGCUAAGCGUGGCAGAAAGUAACUUUUAACCUUUCUGGUCUGUUUGUGCUAUCUGUGCUGGCUAGCGGCUGGAGCAUCCCUUCCCCAGUGCUGAUCCUGGCUGGCAUCGCAACAUGUAAUUUAUUUAUACAGGUUAAUCUCUAACUGACAAGUUUGAGUGGAUUGCCAUUUUCCAAAGAGUUCUACCAGUUAACAGUUAUAUCCAUUAUACUUGUCCGUGUUUCAAGUUUGGCAGAUUUUUGGGAUUAUUUUUUCACUACCCCCUCCUCCCCAUAUUUUCAAAGGGAAUUGAAUUAUUUCAAUCUUUUUAGAAUUUUUUUAUUUCAAAAUCAUUUGAUAUAACUUUGAUUUGUUUGAAAAUCCUGUAGAAAUGUUCUUAAUGUGAGUAAUUAUAUAUCCAGAUACUUUAUGAAGAAUAUUGUGGAUGGGAUUUAGACAAGACACCUUUGACUACAUUUUGUUAACUCAAGAGAACCUGUUUCACCUGACAUUGGUUAUGAUUCACUUUCAACUCCUUCAACGUUUUGUUCCAACUCUAAGUGAUCUGGUUGCAUAAGCGGUUAUCUUCAAAAAUAGAUAUUGCAUCAAGUUUCCUCUUGAAGCAAUGUCUUGUACAUUAACAUGUAUUAGUGAUUAGUGGUCAAAACUAGAAUUAAAGAUCUAUUUAAUUGAAUUCUGUUUAGACUUUGUUCUUUUUGGUACACUAGACUCUGAAAUAACCAAAGGUGGAAAUACAGAUGUCUGUUUUCACAUUAAUUAAGUGUGCUUAUUUGUGUGACAGCUGAACAAUAUCCGAUUGUCACAUCUUUUUUUCUGCAUCCUUUUGUUCAUGGGAACAAACAGAAGUAAAAUGAUUGCUGUGGGAGGAUUGUGAUGGCUGUAUGGUAGGAGAAUGUAUUUGGAUCAUUUGUAAUCUUUCCAUUGUGCCAAAUGUGGAUUUGAGGGCAAUGUCUUAAGCACAUGAUUCUUCAAAACAAAACUGAUACACAACUAAAUUUUCUGUAGCAUCCAAUUGUCGUCAGGACUUCUGUUAUCACUCGAGGUCAUCUGAAUUAUUGUUAUUAUUAUUAGUGACAUGGUAUUGAUAUACACAGGAUGCUUUUCACAAUACAGAUUAUUAGAUCAGGUUUAUACAUCACUGGAACUCAUUUCUUCAAUAUUGAAGCAUGUUUGUAUUUUAAAUGAUAUGGUAGUUUUGGUGCAUCCUCACAGCUUCAAGAUGACUUGAAAUGGCACUAUUGUUCUUCCAGUAUUUCAUAUUUCUAUGUAGUGACUUUGUCCAUAAUUUAUUUUCGACAAUAUUGCCAUAUAAUCCUGCACUAUAGAAGCAGAAAUGUCUCAAAAGUUAGUGGUUUUUGUAAGGGGUUCAACUUCAUGCUAGCCUGGUAGCCCAUCAGUUUUUUAUUUUGUGGGUAGCCUUUAAGCUAGUUGAAAUUCUUUCUGCUUGGUCAACUAUGAAGUGAAGUUUGACAGAUUAUUCUUGAUCGUGAUGCUUGGUUUGUCAGCAUCAGUGUCCAUGCUAAUGUUAUGUAGAUGGGUUUCAAGGAUGUCCUCCCACAUGCUGAUCAACUGAAAUACUGUUAAAAGAAGCAUUGAACUUCAACUCACUUUCCUUCUUACCCCUUUUUGGCACAGUAUAUCUGGAACAUAUCUCAUGAGUCAUGUAUGAAAGUUGUUUUCCUUCUUUUUAAAUAACCAAGAAUGAUCAGUUGAAAAGCAUAAUUUAGCCAACUUAAUUUCCAGUAAGAAUUUCUGCCAAAUGGUGGUCAGUUUGGUCAUGUACUUGGUUGCAUGCCAGUGUUUGAAAUUUAGUAUGAUAGCCAAGGGGCCCUCAUGACCCUGAUGUUAAAAUUAGGGUCUCCUGGAUUCAAAUACAAAAGGAGCCUGCUCUCAAGGACCAUCCCCCCUUCUGGCUUAAUUAUGAUCAGUCCAUGAAACGAGUGGGGUAUGAGUAAAUUACACAAUUGUUCGCUCCUAUGGAUUGUGAUGGGCUUUGACCUUGGUAUUAUCUGCUGUAACGGGUCCCUGCGUUUGUCGCUGAUAAUUUUUUUAUGUUUCCAAUUGUUUAGUAGUUCAACCUUUUGAGACUUUUCUGCUUCCUCACCUCCUUUGGAUCACUGAAUUGAUAUAUUGAAAAUAAAACCACCAAGUUGUUGCUUUUGACUAAUAUUGACUAUUAUACAUGUGUAUUUCAUAACCAUUUGAAGUAAACUACAUAGUGACUAAUAUACUUUUCCUCUUCAAAAUUAAUACUGAGUUUGUCAGUUCGGUACUUUCAUAUCAUUUCCAUUCCGACUGAGCCACCCAUAUAUUGUAAUUCCUAAGCCAUCAUGUUAAAUUACAUUUUGUCAAUGUUGCCAUUUUCAAUAUCAUUGUACACAAAAAACAUUAAUCGUUGAUAAGUGCAAAUGUGUAAUAUAGCCCAUGGUAUGUUUCCCCAGUGCAAGGUCAUUAUGUCAGCUCCCAGUAUGGAGAAGUCGAUGUGACUCAAGCUACUCUGAUGUUCAGUGUUGUUUGAUUUGGUUGAGAUACUGCUCCACAACCAAUGCAAUGUGCAACCUAUGAAGCUACUAUUGUACAUAGUGUAAAUGGAAGCCUUUGUAAGCUCUUGCUGGUUCUAGCAACUUUUGUAAAAAGUAAGAUUAUAAGAUGAAGAUCUCUGUACAGUUUGUGUAUACUUCUCCUGGCUUACGCUUGUGAUUUUAGUGAGGUGGGCGAGAGUGGAAGACUGACUGGUAACAGUUGGGCGAUGUAUGGAUGUAGCUAGGUGUCUGUUUCUAAACUAUAUGUUAGCAAUGGUUGAAAUAAAACCAGUAACUAAAUAA
Messenger RNA from Haliotis rufescens (red abalone), 5599 nucleotides. RefSeq names its product WW domain-containing adapter protein with coiled-coil-like. Gene Ontology annotation, biological process: positive regulation of TORC1 signaling; regulation of autophagy. The record is from RefSeq and is a predicted model, not a curated record. Bases 116 to 1849 code for a protein of 577 amino acids. Gene Ontology annotation, molecular function: RNA polymerase II complex binding; chromatin binding. Lineage: Eukaryota; Metazoa; Mollusca; Gastropoda; Lepetellida; Haliotidae. Gene Ontology annotation, cellular component: nucleus. The transcript has 13 exons.